AAAAUUAUUUGAAGUUUGGGACCAAGGAAGGACCAUUUUGGAAGUGAGUUCAAAAACCCUAUACCACGUCCACUAAUAAAUGGGCUUAAAAUCAAAGCCCAUUAGUACACAUUCUCGCCGUCGACUGUAAGCCGGCGACCGACGAACGAAACGACGAGCGGAACCCUUCCAAAUAAGGAACAGAAUCCAAGACCGCCGUCGCCAAGAUCCCAUCACUUCAAACGACGAGCGGAACCCUUCCAAAUAAGGAACAGAAUCCCGUCGCCGUCGCCGUCGACUGUGCAAUACAAAGAGUAUCGAAAGAGGAGGAAGACGCUAUCCAAAGACAUGGCCGGAAGAAGCCAUCAGCCGAAUUCCUUGAAACGACGCGAAUUUCCGUUGAGCCGAAGCCCUAGUGAUGAUCGUCGAGCCCAUCAACGUCUUCCUUACUCAACUUCCGUUGGCGGUUCUUCGAGGGCUCACCAGGCAAUCCUUCUCGAAGAUCGGAUAUCAGCGCAGCAACGAGAGAUUCAAACUCUCCUCUCCGACAACCAACGGCUUGCAGCCACUCACGUGGCGCUCAAGCAAGAGCUAGCAGCGGCUGAGAAAGAGCUUCGGCUCUUAUCGGCCACUGCGGCUAAAGUCAAGGCCGAGACAGACGCAGAGGUGAGGGAGGUUUAUGAGAAAUCGCUGAAGAUGGGCGCUGAGGUUCGUGCCAUGGACGCUAUGAUGGCAGAGCUCGUUCAAGUGCGGGCGGAUAUGCAGAAGCUGAGUACCGUAAAGCAAGAGUUAACGACGGAGUUGCAAGCAAUUCGCGACAACCUUUCUAAAACCUCUUCAGAGUCACAGCCAUUGCCGUCUAUUAAAGCUGAAAUUGAUAGAAUGCACCAUGAAAUUCAAAGAGGAAGGGCUGCUAUUGAAUACGAGAAACAGACACGCGCCAGUAAUCUUGAGCAGAGUGAAGCCAUGGAAAAGGGUAUGGUUGCCAUGUCUCAGGAAGUUGAGAAAUUGCAGGCUGAACUGGCCAAUGCUGAGAAGAGAGCAAGGGCUGCGGCAGCUGUAACAAGUCCUUUUCCUGGUUAUGCUGCAACUUAUGGCCAUCCUGACAUAAGAUACAGUGGGAGCUCACAUCCCCCUGAUCCUUAUGGCAUGCGUCAGGUUCAAGGAGGAGUCGGUGUAAAUAUUGCUUCGCAAUACGCCCACGCACCACCGACGCAUGGACCCCUUUACAGCGUGCAACCAGCACCACCACAUAUGCAAUAAACGGGCAGAGCAAUGUAUGGACAAAUUUUGUGCUCGAUGAGGAAGGAGUCUCAGUGUCCUAGACUCCAUAACAGGCGGAAGGCACUGUAAAUACUGCCGCAGAAGCUGUUUUUCCAUCGGAGUUCUUUCGUCCAGGGUCGCCGGGGAGGUAUGCCACUGUCAUGUACAUUUUAACUUGUUAGGGGACCCUUGGCAGUUCUGAGAAGUGUUCAAUAUCUAAAUUUUGACAUCUCUUUUGAUUCACUGAUUAAAUUUUGGAUAUAUUCUUAAAGCUCGUUAGAAGUAGAACCAUGUAAUGGAAGCAUCUUAUGAU
Molecule: messenger RNA, 1555 nt
Organism: Cucurbita moschata (crookneck pumpkin)
Lineage: Eukaryota; Viridiplantae; Streptophyta; Magnoliopsida; Cucurbitales; Cucurbitaceae
Product: protein FLC EXPRESSOR-like
Exons: 4
Coding region: 328-1242 (304 amino acids)
Source: RefSeq, a predicted model, not a curated record